Messenger RNA from Neodiprion fabricii, 3851 nucleotides. RefSeq lists its product as uncharacterized. NCBI's taxonomy places the organism in Eukaryota, Metazoa, Arthropoda, Insecta, Hymenoptera, Diprionidae. The transcript has 6 exons. Bases 267 to 1556 code for a protein of 429 amino acids. The record is from RefSeq and is a predicted model, not a curated record.
ACAGCGAGUCAAUUGACGUUUCGCGACAGUUUUCACGAGUCGUAUAACUCGUGCGUGUCAACGCGAGUUCAUUAAAUGCAAGAACACACGCGCUUAUGCCGCAAUGUUGUGCACCGCGUAUUACAGUGACAAUGAUCAGGGUGUGAAACACAUCCACGGAUACUUUUAACCCUGCUGUUCCCGCGUGUGUACAGCCUGACGACAGACAAUAAUAUCAUUAUCGAUAUUAUACCUCCAGGAGUUCCCGACGCGAUUCGAAUGCCGCGAUGACCCUCCACUGGUGGAUGCAUUGGUUUUGGGUUACUCUGCGAUUUACCGUUAUUCUGGGAGCUCCUACAACGCAGUUCACGACGGCUUUAAAAGUCCAGGAAGACCGCGGUGUUCGUAUUCCGGUGACUACGGUGACGCCGAUUUUACCGGGUAUAAACAAUGUCACAGGGGACAUUUAUCAGGCGUCUAAAGCGGCGGAAAUCGAACCUUUGCGUCAGGAUAAAAUUCCCGUGCGGGUUGAUGCCGUUUCGAACGAAACCGCGAAUCCCGGCGAGCCGCGAAAUCUUCUCGCCGUAAUUAUCAGACCUGAUAACAACAACGAUAACGGAACGGGAAAAGGAAUUAGCAAUAACUUAUACAAGGAAGAAAAGCGGAAGAAGGAUGGGAGAAAUUCAUCAGUAUUAAAUAACCCAGGCGACGAAGAAAACGCCGUCAAUAUACAAAACAAGUACAAUAAUAGCUUGAGAAGUUUAUCUUCGUCGUUGAAGAAGGACAGUAAAAUCACGUGGAUUUUGAACGGCGGUAACAAAACGUCGCGAUUGACGAAAAUUACUGGAGACAAAUUCAAGACGACGGAUGAUUACCGGAGAAAAAACAACACCGAGGAUGAGGAGGACGAUCGUAAUCUGGCGGUACUUCCGCUUCGCGUGAAAGACGCGGAGGAGGAGGAGGAGGAGGACGGUGAAGAAACGACACAGACACCGUCGACUACUAAUAGGUUUAAGCUGGUCUUAGACAGAACUAAAUUUAUUCCUUCCACUAAUGUUAAUGAUGAUAAUGACGAGGUCGAGAAUCUGAGAGACGACGAGGCCGUUGAAACGAGGAUGAUAGCCACUGCAGCUUCCAUUCUACAAGGUGCCGUUAGCGAGUCGCCAAGACUGAGCAGAGCGAGAAGCGCCUUUGCCGGAGACUAUCAGCAAGAGGAGAGAGACAAAAGGCCUGAAGAACAGGCUCAGGAAAGGCUCGCCGAGAAUUCAGGAAACGCGACUGCAAACGCCAUCGACGUCGCCGCCGUCACUGGAAGCUGUUUGGCCACGCUGGUUCUACUCGGCACCAUGGGUAGUCUGGGUUUCGUUAUGUACAGACGAAGGUAUUUGAAUCCACCUCAAACGCUCAACAGUGACAAAUGCAGCAAUCCGGACAGCUCGGGUUACAUCGACGAUUCAACCAUCAGGGAUAACUCGGAGGAAAUGUACAGCCUGGACAACGACUCAUUUUUAAACUCGCUCGAGGCUAUGACGAUCCAAAAUUAUUGGACUGACAGCGUCAAGCACACGAAACUGUGAAACAAAGAGGUAAGGAUAAAUUGAAGACGUUGUUGAUGGAAAAGUUUUAACCAUCAAUUCCUCGAACGUGUGCAGUCGGUCGAUUGAUUUUACUUACUUGUAGAAUGUCAAAAACUGAUUGCAUAUAAUAUUUUAAUAUUUGUAGAUUGUGAUGAGCCCCAAGUAUUAGUAGAAUGAUUUAAAAAAGAUUAUUGAGUAAUUGAUUUUUUUUCUUUACAUCCUGUUAAUUUUUACUGUUUUUCUUGCAACUCCUAAUGUUUCUAUUCAAUUUUUUUUUCGGAGAACAGGAAAAAUUCGCGCUGUUAUAUAUCUUUUUUCCUCUGUUAUUUAUUUUUUUUCAUUUAUACACCACUUUGGAAUAGAAAUACAUAUAGCAAUAAGAAUGUUCACAUUCCGUAAAUAUUACGUAUUGUCAUACGUUAACAUGUAAAUAAUAGUAUUCGUCCAUGAAUCACCAAUGAACAAAUUUUUUAUCAACAUACGCAAUGAUUAUUAAUCAUGACAAAAAAAUGUAUUGACGUAUGCAAGCAAAUUGUAUAAUUUUGCACGUGAAUUUGCACUUGUACGUUUAGAAACGAAAAAAGAGAAUGAAGUUUUAAAUAUACCACUGAUCUAUUACAAAACAAAAAAAUUAACUGUUCUUAUUAUUAUAAUAUUUAAUAUACGUGGGUGAAUAAGAAGAAAAAAAAGAAUAGUGCAAUAGAAAGAAUAGUUAGAAGGAGGACGAUGUGACUAUAUUAUACAUGCCGCAAAUACCAUAUGAGAUCCAAUAAAUUAUAGGGUGGAUAAGUACAAAUAAGAUUUCUUUUCUUUUUUUUUGUUUUUUUUUCUUAGGGUGUUUUGAAGUAAACAUAGAUAACGUUGAGAUUCCUAAUCUUUUAAAUUAUAAAAACAAUCUUCUAUCUCUGUUAGUCAGGUGUAAACGGUUCACGGCGUAUUGGACCUUUAUCAUUAUUCUUUCUUUCAGGUCGACAUUGUACGAAUAAUAAUGAUAUUUGUAUUAAUAGUAAUAGAAUUAUGGAAGCAAACUAUUUUUCAAUUCGGAAUUCGUUGCCUUACUUUUCUUCUUCUUGCAAUGAGCGGUAAAAAUAUAACGGGUAUUGUAUACAUGAUACAGACAUAGAUUUUUAUUCUCUUACAUCACUAAUCUUGUUAUAACUGUCAAUUGAUUAGUAACUGGGAAAGAGACGUCGCAAUGCUUCUCUCUAUAGAGUAGACAUAUGAAUUAUAGAAAAAAAAAACUUGAAAAAAAGUAUUAUGCUAAAUACCGUAGGUAUUAGAACUGCACGAUUAAUCAAUCGAUUGAAACUAUAUACCAUCAUGACGAUUAAUCGUACAGCUCUAGUAGGUAUAAAAUAUAUUCUAAAUACCUAUAAUAUUUAAUUCUAGAUUGUAAAGUUUACUUUAUUUAAUUAUAACUAUUAUUAUCGUUAUAUUUAUCUUGCUUAUAGUAAUAUUUAUUACUGUUAUUACCACUUACUAUUAAUCAUCAUUGUAACUGAAUAUUAAUGAGAGGGAGCGAAAAAAAAAAACGACAAAAACAUCGGACCAAAAAAUACCUACAUAGAAAUGUAGCUUUGAAAAAGCCUUUAUUACGCACAUAUCCAGAAUGUUUCAUUUACGUCUAUGACAUUUAUAUUUCUUAGCAAUUUAAAUGUAAUAAUAUCCAUGAUGCAAUGUAGUUAUCCACAUAGUAUUAUUCGUCAUAGUUUGAAAUUUUCUUAAUAAAUUAGUUCAGCCGUUCUUUUUACAUGUUUUACGGGGUUGUUACAAAUCUGAUGAAAAAUGGGAAAACAUCGAAAAUACGAGUUUUCAAUAACCUUGCUUUGAAGUUUUGACACGAUUCAGCGAUCCUUUUGUCUCGACUAUUGUCUAUUGUAAGUUUUCCCAAAUGACAAAAAAGAAAAAUUAACGAGUGAAAAAAAAACAAUCCCCACUCGUAAAUUAUAUUUCUAUGUUACACAGAUGAGAACUCUCAGAAAAUCAAUUGUGAUAGAUAAAAGUAGCGCAUACAAAUAACUAUAUAAUAAUAAUAAUACUAAUAAUAAUAAUAUUAAUGAUAACUAUAUGCAUAGAUAGUGAUAUAGAUUAUGAAAUUAGUUGAUAAGUAGAUUUUAAUCACCAUAUCUACUUAAUAUACGCAUAUACACAUUUGCAAGUAAACCUAUGACCGCGUUAUCAUCGCCGCAUCGUUCGGCCUGUCUAUCAUUUCGUUUUGUCUCGUUUUGUCGUAUAUGUGUGAGUAUAAUUGAAUUAAGGUUGUGAAUACAUUAAAAAAAGAAAAAGAAAGCAUCA